Molecule: messenger RNA, 1152 nt
Organism: Camelina sativa (false flax)
Lineage: Eukaryota; Viridiplantae; Streptophyta; Magnoliopsida; Brassicales; Brassicaceae
Source: RefSeq, a predicted model, not a curated record
AUGUUUGUUGCCAAAUGGGAACCAGGCGUCAUCCCAAAGAAACCAGAGCUAUCCUCUGCCCCCAUCUGGCUAGAGCUUCGUAAUGUCCCCCUGCAAUUCUUCAAUGAGGAAGGCCUUGAACAUGUUGCAGUUAUGGUGGGAGAGCCAAAAUGUCUCCACCCAUCGACAGCAAACAAAACAAAUUUAGAAGUGGCAAAGGUUUUCACCGUCAUAUAUCCACGCAAACCGCUGCCGGAGGUGGUGAAUGUUCAAUUUCCCUCAGGGGAAAUCGUGCGUAUAUUGGUCUCAAGUCCCUGGAUGCCGCCGGUUUGUUCCCACUGCAAAGGCAUUGAGCAUACUCUAAAAAGAUGUCCGACUGCUCCUAUCACCUGUUCGCCCUGUAAAUCUACGACUCAUUCUCAGGAGACCUGUCCGAGGUUGAAGGAGCAUAAGGAGCAGAAUGUUAAUCGGAGGAAACAAAAGAAACACCCCCAGACCCUAUUAGACCAGGGUAGAUCUGCCCCCGCGAAGGCUACUAAGAUGGCUUACGUGAGAGUCUCCUCACAGGUCGCACCAGCUAAACCCACCAGCGCUCCAUCUCAAGCUGAAAAAGCUCCGAUUCCGGUGUUGAACCCACCUCUGGAGAUAGGGGAGUCUAGCGGAUUAUCGAUUCAUUGCAAGGCGUCAAAUCCCCCAACCACAGAGGAUCCACUCUCUGAAGCUGAACCAGACUCAUCAGAUACUUUAUCUUCAGAGAGAGGCGAUGAAACGGGAGAUGAAUUUGUGGACGAUUUUCAAGUUGCUCUCUCCAAGAGGCAACACAAGGUUCAGCGAGAUUUGGGAAAAAUAUGGGUCUUGUGGGAUCCUAGUGUCCAAGUUGUGGUGGUUUCAAAGUCCCUACAGAUGGUAACCUGUGAAGUUCUGCUGCCAGAGGCUAAAGACAUGAUCAUUGUUUCAAUCAUCUAUGCCUCAAAUGAGGAAACUCAGAGAAAGGAGCUGUGGGCUGAACUGGUAUCUCUUGCCAACUCCCCGAUGGUGGAAAACAAACCGUGGAUUGCUUUAGGAGAUUUCAAUCAAGUCCUUAACCCUGAUGAGCACUCUAACCCUCCUACAUUGAAUGUGGACAAGCGCACUAGAGACCUGAGAGAUUCCUUGGUUGAGGCUGACUUAUAG